Messenger RNA from Symbiodinium sp. CCMP2456, 1140 nucleotides. NCBI's taxonomy places the organism in Eukaryota, Dinophyceae, Suessiales, Symbiodiniaceae. The record is from the annotation of a GenBank genome assembly.
AUGCCCAUAUCUGCCAGCGGACGGUUGCUGAGUCUUCAGCAGCUGCAGCGUCGCUUGGAUCGUCUUCGACAGCUCCAGAACCGCCUUCGCCUCCCCCCAGGCCACUUUGAGGCAUUGGGUCGGCGGUACUACUUGCCACUGCGCACCGAGCACGCGCAGUCACUCAAGCGUGUGUCGCCACGCCUGCUUGGCUAUCUGGCUGGUUUCUUUGAUGGGGACGGGUGCGUCACACCGUGCACCGACAAGUCGGGCAUCAGACUGUCAGUCUCACAGGCCGAGUCUCACGGUGUCGUGCUUCUGCUCUUUCGGAACAUCUUUGGUGGAUCAAUCGUGAGAUUGCGCCACGCUGGUGGGCUAUGCAGACCCUCUUUGCAGUGGCACCUUGUUGGAGGAACUGCGCAGCAGGUCGCCACCAAUUUGAGUGCCAGCGCAGUGUGCAAGCGCACCCAGUUGGCCAUUGCAGGCUCAUGGCCUCAAGAGCCCAGUUUACGUUGUGAAGCUGCUGCAAGGAUGAAGCUUCUGGAGCAAGAGGCACCCGCAGAGGCUACCUGCCCCUCCUGGCAAUACUUGACGGGUUUCUUCGAUGCCGAAGGCUGCAUUGUUUUAAUGUAUCCUGCAUAUCUACGACUUGAAAUCAAACAGAAAUUCCUCCCAGUGUUGCGCUCCAUCCAGGGCUUUCUGGCCCGCCAUGGUGUAGACUGCAUUGUGCGCGAGAAGCAGUCGCAUGGCCUGCUUGUUGUGCGCAACACCGAGAACUGCAAGUUCGUCUUGGCCAAGCUAAUCCGCUCAGGUUUACGGGUGAAGCGUGAAGCAGCGCGGUUGGCUAUUCAAGUUUGUGCCGGCGAUUUUUUUAUCAUUCGGAGCAACCUUCGGAGGUUGGUCGGAAAUCAAGGUCACGACAAGCGCUUAAGCAUUGACGGACUAGUAAGAGCAGCGGGGAUCAAACAGAUUCAGGCUCGCUUGCGCUGUUUGACGGGAAAACAACAUUCUCACUUGGAACGUUCUGAACUGGAGUCGCAGCUGUUGGUGCUCCAGAAGGAUCACAAGUUGAAGUGUGGGCAGGAACGGCUGCUCAGGAUUCGGUCUGACAUACGCUCCUUCAUAUCAGUCGGAGCUACUGUACCAGCUAGCCCUCGCUGA